AUGGUAUACAAAUGGUUUGAGGCUCAUGAACGAUCGUCGGUUACCGCGUUAUGUUUUGUUGCCGCCACCAAUUUUGUACUUACUGGGGGUGGAAAUGAUGCUCUUGUGAGACUUCACAAUGUAGAUUCUUCAGGUAAACCUCAUCUGUUUUCAAGAGAACAUGUAAAUUCUGUGAAUGAUCUAGAUUGUUCCGAGUCCGGUAGUUCGUUUAUUUCUGGUGGAGGGGAUUUUGUGGUGGUUUGGGAUUUAGUAAAGCAUACAAAGUUGGCCAAAUUGAAGGGAAGUGGUAAGGAUGAUAUUUUGGCUUGUAAGUAUCUCAAUGCUGACCUUGUAGCAUCUUGUGGGAGUAAUAAGGAGUUGAAAUUGCACGAUCUUCGCCAGGAGCAGCGUUUACGUCCGGUUUUUGCCGCGCCGGUUGGAAAUGAUAAUCUCACCAGUUUGGACUUUGGAGCCAAUGUGGUAUCCAUAGGUUGUGCUGACGGUAAUUUGUACACUGUUGACAUUCGAAACCAAACAUUGACAUCGGAUUCGGUUUCUGGUGGGAGUGUUUUGGGAGUAGAAACACACAAGGAUGUUUGUCUCUUGACACUUGAAGAUGGAUCCAUACGACUAUGGGAUACCAACCUGGCCCAAUGUAGGUACAAAUACCCUGUCCUGCCACGACUAGAGUACAAGGUGACGAGCACUAUGGUACCCGAUCUCUAUGAUGAUACAAAACACAUUUUUGCCGGCUCAGAAACUGGGGUUUUGCAUCAUUUGAAAUUGGGAAAUUCCACCAUCAAUCAGUUGCAAAUUCAACCAGGAAAGCUUCCACAAUCAAAAAUUAUAAGCAUUGUCAAGUAUAGUCCUUUCAAGAACGUUCUCGCUGCCUCCGGAGGCGACGGGAAAUUGCAUGUCUGGGAGAAUAUACUCUAA
This is a messenger RNA of Meyerozyma guilliermondii ATCC 6260, 915 nucleotides long. RefSeq lists its product as uncharacterized. Gene Ontology annotation, molecular function: protein binding. The record is from RefSeq and is a predicted model, not a curated record. Bases 1 to 915 code for a protein of 304 amino acids. Gene Ontology annotation, biological process: mRNA splicing, via spliceosome. NCBI's taxonomy places the organism in Eukaryota, Fungi, Ascomycota, Pichiomycetes, Serinales, Debaryomycetaceae. The transcript has a single exon. Gene Ontology annotation, cellular component: catalytic step 2 spliceosome.